AUGUUCAACCGAGUCGAGACCUACUCUCCAAUUGGGCGAGGCCUAAAGAAGAGGAUUUGCGUGUUAAAGGCAUCACCCCACGAAUCUGGGGUGCUGCGGAUUUCAGGCAUUCUUGUUAAACAAACUCAGUCUGAAGACUACUGCACAGUUUCUGGUGGGGUAGCAGCUGUUUUAACCCCCAUUCAAAGAUCGAUUCCAUCGUUCUCGUCGGGUUUUUGCAAUUUGCUGUCCAACCGUAACGUCGCCUCAACAGGAAUGAAUAAAAACACUGGGUUGAUUACCGGCUGGCCCUCGCAAGUCAUCGUAUAG
Messenger RNA from Necator americanus (New World hookworm), 309 nucleotides. RefSeq lists its product as uncharacterized. The record is from RefSeq and is a predicted model, not a curated record. The transcript has 5 exons. NCBI's taxonomy places the organism in Eukaryota, Metazoa, Nematoda, Chromadorea, Rhabditida, Ancylostomatidae. The coding region runs from base 1 to 309 and encodes 102 amino acids.